CUCUGUGCAGAAGGAGCACGUCAGGCAAUGCACUGAAGAACAGCGCCACAUGACGAAGUGGCAUUUUCACUUUACAGCAAAUUCCUUUCCUUGGAGUGGAACUGAAUAAAUGACAAGGAUCUCUUUGCUUCAAUGUAUGUGACAGAGGAGUCUGGUGUUUUCCAUUGUCAAACACGUACCAGAUGACCAUCCUUGUGUCAACGCUGAUUCAGAGCAAAGCUAAGUUGCAGGUAAAGUGUCUGUGUAUGCUUAUGUUCCUGAGCUUCCCUCUGACAAUGGCUGAGGUCCCUGGUCCAUGCAGACACUCCAUCACAAGAGAGCACCUGCUGACAGUCAGACAUCUGAUGGAUAACCAGUUAAGAAGCGGGUGCUCCAUCACCUACACGUUCACAGAGCGGAGGAGUUUGAGCAAAUGUUGCUUUGUUAAAGCUGCUUUACCAUGGAUCCUCGAGCUCCUUACCACCCACUUCAAAUAUAGCAGAGGUUCAGUCAAUGACGGCUAUGUUCAGUCCCUGAGAGCGCUCAUCCUGAACAUCUACUCUCAGAAAUGUGUCCCUCAAAUAAAUGAGGAGGUGGAGGAUAAGCCAGAGAGUUUUGAGAUGCUGUACAGAGGGUCUCCGUCAGAGGCGCUGCAGAAGGCUUCAGAGGUGCUGUCAGCUUACUGGGAACUAGUGACGACCAGUGAUGCACCAGUCGAUUGGCGCUGCCAGCAUGAAUACACAGAAAGCUUUGGCUCAACGACAGAGCUGUUUACAGAGUCACCCACAGAUAAUUUUACCGAAAGUUACGGUAGCAGCUCAGAAAAAGCCACACACAGACGAUCAGAGAAAGACCUGUACAAGCUUGGCUUCAUCAUCGCCUCCAUCUGCGGAGGACUGCUGUUCAUCCUCACUCUCUACUGUCUCAUCACACAAAAGAAAGCCCACAACCUACACAGAUCAAUAUCAUACACAAACUCAAGCAGAGACCUCCAGGACCUAGAGAUGGAGCUACAAUAAUGCAGUAAAGAGCACAUCGCUGCAGCAGCAGAUGGAGCACAUGUGAAGCUGUACAUUUUACCCAUCAUGAACAAGUUUCCAUAGCAGUACCGUGUGUGCAACGUAUCAUGCUCACCUAUUUAAUCAGCAGCUUGGCUUUGACUGGAAGCAGAGAUGGACCCUAUUUUGAAAACCAUGCUAUGUAUAUAAUGUUUAUGCGUUAUCUACUGCAGAUAUCUUUUCAAGUCCACUAAAAAAAAAGUUUUAUUUUUACACUAGUCAAGUAUGUUGGGUAAUGUUUCUCCAUUUGCUACCACUUAACCAAAUGUUUAUAAUGUUUGCAAAACACUAUGUUAUUUAUUAGUUUGACUUUAUUCCAUCACUGUACUGAUAAUAAAAAUGCAUUAAUACUGAAUUCAAAACAAGAUGCUGUCCAGCAAGCAGUGCAUUGAUACACAAAUUCUAUAAAGUGACAUCUGGAGAACAGACGAAGGCCUUAUUAAAGAAUUUAAGCUACGGUUGAAUUUUACUCUGCACUUUAAUGAGAGCCAAAAUGCUUUAUCAUCAUCUAAAGUGUUUUCCACUGCUUUGGAAAACUGUUUAGUUCCAUCGUUAUCAGCCUGCAUCACUCAUUCAUGUACAUUCUUCUACCAGUAUUAAGAAGCAAUGACUAAAGGUUUGUAUAUUCAGUUUUAUUGCAACACAGUAUGAAUAGUUCAGCUUGCACCCUGGAGUAUAUUCUGUUGUUGGUCACACACACUGAGCUGCUGUUAUUGGCCGAGCACAAUAAUAAGACGGAUAGGCUCACAGCAGUUGCUGCUGCAGCCUCGCAAGAAACGUCUCCACUGGGCAGGAUCAGAUAAGAUAAGAUAGAUGUUGAUGUUCAAAGGGAAAUUUAUCUUGGACGCAUCCAGUUUCUGCUGUUCAUAAAACAUAAAAUCACAUGGCAAACAGGAAAAUACCGGGGGGGGGCUGUGAUGACUUUCACUCAUGUUCACUCAGUGACAGUCCAGCCCUGUUUUAUAAUCCAAAAUUGCAUAAUGUCUAAGUCAGACAACAUUUCCCUACACUUUGAUGAGGAGUGUUUCAUUAAAUCCUGUCAAAAGAUUCCCACAUGUGAUGGUGUGCAUGUUUACUGGCCACUGUUUUGCUUUUUUUAAGAGUCUGUGUAGGAAGCAGGGGAGGGAAGGGAAAAAAACACAGCCCUACCUCACAGCCCGUUCAGAACAAUGUGCAGCCUGCAAUUUAACUUGAUCUAUAACAACCUUAAUUUCACAGGCUACUGCUUAUCAGAGUGCAAACCACUGUGGCGCUGGCAGUAAUCCACUCUUCGGCCCAAAACAUGACUCCAUUACAAAACAAGGAAAGUAUUCCUCUAAUUUGAUUUAGUGCCUCUCUGCUAAAGAUUAAAGGCAGCUGUGAAAGAUGAAAAGGCAAGUUGUCUUCAACAAUAAAUAUGUGGGAACUGCCUAAGACCAGUCAGAACUGUCAGGAGAGCAGCCGCCCCUUUUCACACUGCCGACCUCUUUUUCCUUCAAAAUUUGAGGAAACAGAAGUUGUUAUUGUUGCAAUGAUUGUAUUUUGGUCAGAAUUCAGGAGGAUAACUAUGGAGAUAUUUUGAUGUAAUAUUGGAUAACAGUGAUUGAUUCUUAGAGGGAAAAAGAAACUUAAAUUACAAAAGUUUACACAAUUUAUAGCUUUCUUGCUCAGUGGAUCCAAUUUGAAUUGGGGUACUUUUUAUUGCUAAAUUGCUGUUUAUCAAAGAUGAGUUGUUUCUAAUGAACACACAAUGGAUAUGGGCUCAGAAAUUACAAGCCAAAACAAUUAUUUAUAAGCACACAGACAAGAUACUGAUAAGAUCAAAUAAUUUUAGGAUAGUUACAGAUCUAACACAUGAUCAUCCUUUAAGGUUCAUAUCAGAUAUAGACUAAAAACUACUGAUCACAGUAUUCUAUAUGUAAGAGAAGCAAAAGUCCCUUAUUAAUAAUGCAUAACUGAUAAUACGUUCUAGUGAGACUCAUUGCUGCCCAAGCUGCUGUUCUAUCACCUCGUGCCACAUGGUGGAGGCAAAGAUCCAAACUGAAUCUCACACCAAUGAUUCGCAGUUUAUACAGGUUGGAUUAUGACUGACAUCACACAAGGAUAACUUCAGGAACUGGUCAUCUAACAAGUUUAGUUAUGUGGCCUAUCAGUCUGUGAUCCACACAACAUCUGGAUGCGGGAUUAUGUCUCUGUGGUAUCUUCCGUUGAUUAACACUAGAGCUAUUUAAUCAGUUGAAAUAGUAAAAACGUGCUCACAGCAUCUAAAAACCCUUGUCUUA
Cheilinus undulatus (humphead wrasse) is the source of this 3298-nucleotide messenger RNA. RefSeq names its product colony stimulating factor 1b (macrophage) (gene csf1b). The record is from RefSeq and is a predicted model, not a curated record. Lineage: Eukaryota; Metazoa; Chordata; Actinopteri; Labriformes; Labridae. The transcript is spliced from 9 exons. Bases 183 to 998 code for a protein of 271 amino acids. Gene Ontology annotation, cellular component: membrane. Gene Ontology annotation, molecular function: growth factor activity; cytokine activity.